Messenger RNA from Rotaria sp. Silwood2, 303 nucleotides. NCBI's taxonomy places the organism in Eukaryota, Metazoa, Rotifera, Eurotatoria, Philodinida, Philodinidae. The record is from the annotation of a GenBank genome assembly.
AUGGCUGAUGAAAAUCGGUGUCCGAUUACAACGUCAAAUAAUACUACAUGUAGUGCCAAUCAUGAAGUAUCGAAAGAGCAGCAAAUGGCUUAUGGCUCGAGUCCAGUAAUAUAUCGACCGUAUAAUCUACCUCAAUCUUAUGUAUGUGUUCAACUUACACCAAAUAGUCAAAUCGUCAAUCAAUAUCCACCAAAUAGUAUGGUAACUCAACAUCAACUUUAUCAGCAACAAGUACCAUCAACUAUUAACGUUCCAUCUGCGUAUGUACAACAAGCGAUGUUACAUUCCAACAUGAAUCCAUAG